Molecule: messenger RNA, 1102 nt
Organism: Hordeum vulgare subsp. vulgare (domesticated barley)
Lineage: Eukaryota; Viridiplantae; Streptophyta; Magnoliopsida; Poales; Poaceae
Product: ESX-1 secretion-associated protein EspI-like
Exons: 1
Coding region: 93-932 (279 amino acids)
Source: RefSeq, a predicted model, not a curated record
CACCCACACUCUUUCUUUCCUUCACACUCCUGCGGAGGGACAGUGCUCAGUCCUGAUCCCCCACCCCGCGGCGCCGUCGGGUCCGUCCGGCCAUGGCCUACUCCAAGGGCGGCGGGAUGUCGUCGGCGGUGGACGCCAUCCUCGCGGAGGCGGCCGACCUGGUCGCGCUGGAGCAGAUCGCCAGGCUCAACACGGCGCACCUCGCCGGCCUCGACGACGCGGCGCUCCCGUCCAGCCUCGAGUCCCGCUUCCGCAAGCUCAAGUCCCUCCCCGCCGCCGCCCCCGCCCCCGCCCCCGCGCCGCCCGCCAAGACCAUGGGCCGGAGCGUCACCGCGCCGCCGCAGAGCCGCGACGACGAUCCUGCUGCCGACCCGCCCCAUCAACCGCACGCGGACCACCCUGCGCCGGUCGCGCCGGCGAGCCAAGAGCCGAAGGAGCAGAGCCCUCCGCCGCAGCCGCGGGCUGAUCCUCCUAAGACGAGCGUCCCCGCGGUUCAAGAGGACGAGGAGGAGGACCUGGAGCGGCUCUUCGGGGCAGGGCGCGGCCGGCCGACGCUGAGGGAGCGGAACAGGGGCAGGGACGACGACGGCGGCUCCCUGUCGCCGCCGCCGCCGCGCCAGGCGUGCUGCUUCCCCUUCUCGCCCAAGAAGGCCCCGACGGCGAGGAGCAGGAAGGACCGCGCCGCCGGAGGAACGAUGGGCGACGUCCUCGGCAUCGACGCCGGCGAGUGGGGCGACGAGAACAGGAGGGUGGUCACGGAGCUCAAGGAGCAGCAGCGCAAGCUCAAGAAGGCGCUCGAGGAGCAGGUCAAGGUCAGCAGGGAGACGGCCAAGAUGGCGCGCUGGGUCAAGCAGGCCUCCGCGCGCAUGACGCACACCGACGCCAUUGACGACCUGCUCAGCGACAUAGACGACGACGAGGAGCUCAAGUGAAGAGAAAUCUGCUCUGCUUUCCUUGUCUUCGGAAGCUCCUUUUGGAAAUUUCCCUGGCUUUGGACAAACAAACUAUAUACAUGAAGAUGUUUAGCCUGCAAUGCAUAGUAGUUAUAUAUGAGUUGGACUUGAUCAGAAAGAAGGAUAUAAAUUCUGCUGUUUUAGACGAA